Gongylonema pulchrum is the source of this 396-nucleotide messenger RNA. The record is from the annotation of a GenBank genome assembly. Lineage: Eukaryota; Metazoa; Nematoda; Chromadorea; Rhabditida; Gongylonematidae.
AUGGAGUACUCUGCAGGGCUACACACGAGUCGAGAAAAUCGGCGAAGCAUUUUUUAUGGAUGGAAAAAUCUUACUUCAUCUGCUACAGGAACAUAUGGUGUAGUUUACAAAGGCAUCCAGAAAAACACCGGAAAAUUUGUGGCUAUGAAGAAAAUUCGCGUGGAAAGUGAAUUGGAGGGUAUCCCGGCUACUGCGAUCCGUGAAAUAUCGCUGCUCAAAGAGCUCGUACAUCCCAAUAUCGUAGCUCUGGAGGAGAUCGCCCUGGAAACGGAUCGUAUUUACUUGAUUUUUGAGUUUCUUGCAAUGGAUCUCAAAAAGUUUCUUGAAAUGAUUCCUGCCGAUCAGUUGCUUGACAAAAUACAGGUCAGACCUGUUCAUAUUUGUUCAAAAUCGUGA